Messenger RNA from Naumovozyma castellii, 663 nucleotides. It is a transcript of the gene CPD1, whose product is annotated as 2',3'-cyclic-nucleotide 3'-phosphodiesterase. The transcript has a single exon. The record is from RefSeq and is a predicted model, not a curated record. Bases 1 to 663 code for a protein of 220 amino acids. Lineage: Eukaryota; Fungi; Ascomycota; Saccharomycetes; Saccharomycetales; Saccharomycetaceae.
AUGUCAGUGGCAUUAUGGUUUUGUCCGGCACCCGGGACCCCAGCAUACGAAACACUCACCUUGUUGAUCCAAUCACUCCAGACACUGUUCCCUGAUUCACCUGUAUUUGAACCACAUGUUACUGUAGUGACUAAUUUGAGUGCACCCAAUACAGAUGAGGUUAAUAAGAUAUUGAUGUCGUGUGUGGCAGCCAUGAAUUCCAUUAAGAGUUCGCUAAUUGAUGAUGGGACACCCCUGAUUACUUUUCAGAAGUGUUCCAUUGGACGCACAUUCUUCAAGAAGAUUAUAUUAGAAUGUCAAUUAAAUAGUUAUUUGAUAAGUAUUGCACAAAUAAUGAGAGAAAUGUUUGUGGAAUCGGAUCAAGAUGAUUCCAUAAGAAGAGAAAAGGCAUCGAAUUGGGUUCGCGAUGAAUUCAAGCCUCAUGUCUCAUUACUAUAUUCUGAGAUAUCACGUAUAAGCCCGGCGUUCAGUAAGACUAUAGAGCAAAGGAUAGAGGACACACUGGAUGUAAGGAUGACUUUAGUGGAUGGUUCAUUAAAUCCUAAAUGGGAAUUUGAUAGAAUUCCAGCUAAUAUUUCAUGGGGAAUACCGGGUGUUUUCAAAGUUGUUCGUUGUGAGGGGCCUAUUGAAGAAUGGGAAGUGUUAGGAGCUACUACUAUUUAA